AUGGAUCGAGUGGAUUCAAUCAAAAUUGAUCCUAUUAGAGAUCUCUCUAGAAAGCCUUACCAAGACACAGAUACCUCUUUUUUCAUUGCCACUUUGGAUCACUGGCGUGAAAUCAAUCUUUCCAAGAAUUUCAUUGACUUAGUGGAUCUUGUUGAUCCUAUUUCUCAGUCAUUGCCUGAAAUCAUCUUCCAUCAAAAGGUGAUCUUUGCUUCUCUUGAAAAGGCCCUUCUAUUGAACGACUCUCUUUCUUUACAACCCAUUCUCGAACUUCUUUCUCAGUUUUGUCAUGAUUUGGGUCCCGAUUUUGUCAUAUAUUAUGAACGGACCCUCGAUAUUAUAGAUACUAUUGCUGUCACUCAAGAAGAUUCAGAUUCUUUGGAGCUGAUAUUCAAUGCUUUGGCAUAUAUCUUCAAGUAUCUAUCAAGACUCAUAUCCAAGGAUCUUAUUCCUACAUUCGUCAAGUUACUUCCUUUGCUAACUUUACAACACAAGGAUUAUGUGACCAAAUUCGUUUCUCAAGCAAUCUCUUUUCUUGUCAGAAAGGCCCCAACAGACAGCUUGACAAAAUUCAUAGGUCAUUGUUUUAAUACGUUGAGAGAUUUGAAGGACAACGAUUUAAAUGCCGAUCAUAGUUCUUUCCAUAGAGGUUUGGUUGUAAUAUUUUCGCAGUCAUUAUGUGCUGCUUCAGGAAACUUACACUCCAAGUCGAAGCUGAUCCUCAGACCGCUCACGGAAUCUGCCAUUCUUUCUCCUUUGUACGAAUCAGCUCUAGCCGAUAUUAUCAUGGAAACACUUCAUCAUACAGAGUCUCAAGAGCAGGCAAGGCCUUUGUAUGACUCUAUUAUUGAGGUCAUUCAUGCCAAAUUGGCCGAUGACGAGGAUCUUGACUUUCAGUAUUUGACCUCCAUCGCCCAAGUAAUGCUUACUUUAUCAUUCGCCGAAAGUGGUAGAAAGGUAUCAUCUUGGAAGGACAUCAUUGGUGUUUUUGAAGCUUUGUAUGAAGCCUCUCUCAAAGUAGUCAUCAACGAUGAUCAAAACGCAGAUGAAGACAAAACAAUGUUUGGGAAUUCUAUGGCUCAAUGGGCCGCUAUUCUGAUGAGAAACAUCGAUUCUACAGUUCUUGCCGGAAAUCAUGUGCCGAUUUUUACUGUUAUGUCAAAGUUGGAUGAUGGAUCUAAAUUUGUUUCAUUUGUUGAUUUGGCUACUGAUUUAUCAAAGGACAAAGUUAUACAAUACUGUAGAGACUAUACUACGCAAUUCGUGAUUUCUCAUUGGAAGUUGCAUUACAAGGCUAUUGGAUUCUUUCUUGCUAGAAUGAAUGAAAAGAAAUUGAUAGCUGUUGAUGAUCACGACGAGAAUGUUCUACACAAGCUCAGAAUCGUCAUACCUUCAGAAUUUAGACAGUUUAUUCUUUCCAGGUUGGAACAUCUGGUGGAAUGCCAGACCAGUUUAUCAAAUGCAGAUCUCUCGGACUGCUCAUGGAGGUUAUUGAUAUUAGAAAAUACCAAUGUUCAAGUUUCUGCUUCGCUUUUAGGUAAACUACUCUCACUUCUGCAGCAGAACUCUAGGGAGUUGUACACUGCAGAUCUUUCGGGCUUUCUUAUAGGUGUUAUGGCCAGACAAAAUGAUCUUAUAGACUCUGAGUAUUUCGAUGCUAUAUCCAGCUGUAUUCCCAACUUCUCUGCUGAUGUGUUAAGCGUUUCCUUUUUAUUGAAUCUUCAGAAGCUUUUGACACGGUUAAAUGUUGAAAAGGCAUUGAAGAGUGCAAAAUUGAUCAAAGAGAACAAACAACUCUUGAUUUCAACCCUCGCCGGAAACUUAAAGACCCCAAGUCAUAUCAUCAGAGAACUCUCAUUGAAAAAUAUCAUUGCUGUAUGUACUAUAGCCGAUCCAGAAGGUACUCCUUUUGCUAUAUCUAGUUGCCUAGUCAUAGAACAAAUUCCCCUGGAUAUGCAGCAUAGCAGAGAUAUACCUCUUCAUUACAGACAAUUAAGCAAGCAAUUUGCGUCCGAGAGACCCUCCCUCCUUCUUGAUCAGGUUUUGUCAAACUUUGCGUUUGGGCAAUUGACCGUCAGAUUCUCACCAACUUGGGAAGGUGUCUUUGAGUUUUUAGCGCCAGUAUGGGGUAAAAUUAAGGACUGUCUUUGGGAAAAUGCCUUUAAAUUUAUCUCCACUCGGUUUGAUGAUUUGCCUGAUAUUACGUAUUUUGAUUAUGACACCGAAGCUUUUACUAAUACGAGUGAUAUGAAUGGGUGGCACCCACAGGAUCAGAGGGUACUCACCAAUUUGCAGAUAUCUGAGAAUUUGCUACAGAAAUAUGAAAUUCCUAUUCAAUCUAUAAUUGAGUUUGGUGAUGCCAAGGCUGAAGAUGUCAAACCUACUAUAUUCUAUCGGCUUCAGGCAAUAAAGCUCUUAAAUAGACUUCCCGAUAUUGCAGAGCCACAUUUCAGGUUACUACUUCCCUAUGUUAUCAAUGCGGACAUGGAUGAUCCGACUCCUAUCGAUAGUACUGUGGGAGUUAGCGAAUCCAUCCUAAAAGGAUGGACAACACAUGACAGAAAUGCUCUAAUUGAGCUUUUAUCAAAAUUCAAGAAAUUAGAUGAAGCUUAUGGUAUUGAUCAAGUGAAGUCUCUUCUUUUGCGCCUUUUGAUGAAUAAGAUGCCUAACGUACAGACGCUUGCCUUGAAGUGCUUGCUGAAUUUACACCAUCCCGUAUACAACAGGUAUAAGGAUAAUUUGGAAAGCUUGUUGGACAACACCCUUUUCAGAGACGAGGUAAUCCAACUUUUACAGAGUGAUACUGAGAAAGGUAUAUCAAGUGACGAUGUCCAGGCAUUAAUGCCUCUUGUAUUGAGAAUAUUGUUUGGACGUGCCUUGACAGCAAAGACGAGUGGUACUAAGCAGGGACGUAAGUCUGCGGCCAUCAAGGCCGUCGAAGGAUUAAAGCCUUUUUACAUUCGAGAAUUUCUGAAGCUUUCAUUUUCUAAGAUUGAAUUUGAGGACUCUCUGGGGAACAUAAGCCUUAUCAAAACGGAUGAAAUAAAUCUAAGAAUGUUGAGAAACAUCAAUGGAUUUUUCCACAUGGGGCUUGAGGUUACCGAUGCCCUCAAAAGACGAAACUCUGAGUGUUUUUCGACACUCAUCAACCCAUUGAUCUUCUCGUUAUGUGUUUCAGAGGAAGUUAUUCAACAUCCCGAGAAGCAUGAAGAUCUUCUUGAGAAGAUGGCCAGAAACAAUAGAAAAGCCGGAUUCAAACUUCUCUAUAAAAUAACAGAUUAUCUUGGUGAAGACUUUGAUUGGUCUCCAUACAGUGAUAUCAUCUAUGAAAGUCUCAUUAGGCCAAAGCUUACUGACAAGUUUGCCCAAGAGAAUUUGCAAGGAGUCUCUUCUUUUAUGGGAUUAAUGACGUCUCUUUGGACAAGAAAAAACCUUCAAUACUUCUUUUACUACGAUGACUUUCUUGCUGCGAAGUCUUUACUUCAAAUUCUUCCUAACCCUAAUGCCAGAGAGUCUUCUUUGCUUGCUGUUUUAAGGUUUGUCAACGCCUUGAUCGAGAGCGGGUCUCAGGACGAAAAAUAUGUAUCACUCGUCACCGAAGUGAUUUCUUCUUGUCUUGAUUCCUUGGUAUCCGUAUUUGAAAACUGCCCAAAUAAGGAAGUGAGUAGUCUUGCCGUUCAUAUUCUUCUCCUGUUCACUUCGAACGACUAUAUCACAGAUAACGAGUCCAAAAGGAGCCUUAUUGGAUCCCUCACAUCUGCUCUUCAAAGACCUCGAUCUCAGAUAGAUCUAAUUGUUAGAGAGGACAUAGUCAACAUUCUUAGUAUGCUGGUGAAAAAUUACCAAUCAUCUUUGACAGAUAUUCUUCCCUUAUACAAAGGUGUGGCUCAACUUUAUGAGGACUACUCAGAACGUAACAUGAGAACGAGAGUGAGUGAGUUGUUUGAAAGUAUCAGUGGCAACUACGACGAGCUUAGAAGAGUCGGUCGACUUGUCUCUGACUUGAACGCUUACUCCACAAAAAAAGUCAGAGAACCCGAUUAUGAAAGAAGACUUAAUGCAUAUCGGCAGAUCAACAAUGGUGAUUAUCUCAACUACUCUGCUUUGGAGUGGAUACCUCUUCUCCACGUGGCACUUUUCUUCAUUAAUGACGAAGAAGAUCAGGCCAUGUCAUCUUCUGCGUCCUACACUCUUAUUCGAUUUGUGGAUUGCUUCUCUGCUAAGGAAACCGCUGAAGAAGCUGCGGAAUACGUAAAUUUACUGAGGGACCUUGUCAUUCUCAAUGUUCGCCUAGGAUUGAGAAAGGAAAACGAGAGCGUUCGUAUUGAAUACUUAAAGGUGGUGUCGCACAUUGUGUCUCAUUCUAAGUAUUACGAUGACUUGGCCGAUAUGAAAGUUUUACUUUAUGGUGGCGACGAGGAAGAUGAUUUCUUCCAGAAUAUAAUUCAUCUUCAGAUUCUCAAAAGACAGAAAUGCGUGAGAGAUUUGAUUCCAAUGGCGGGUCAAUUGAAAAGUACCACAAUUGCCCAUUAUAUAUUACCUCUUCUUGAGCAUUAUUCUAUCUAUACGGAGGAUAAGUUUAGAAAUCUUGCCCAUGAUUCCAUUGAAACUGUGGGUUAUUUGGCUCCGCAUCUAACUUGGCAUCAAUUCAGGGCUAUCUUUGCUAGAUACGUUCACAUCAUGACCCUUGCCAGAAUUAGAGGACAACCAGAAAGAUUAAGGGAUUCCGUUAGGUUGGUUGUGAUGUUCUGUAAAGCAAUGCAGACUUGGUCCGAAAAUGAACAGUUGAAGCCCGAAGAUUAUCCAAAGGAGGAACAGAUAGACAACUAUGUUAUUGAAGAAGUACUACCUGCACUAAAGAAGUGCUUGACUGUGAGAAAUGAGGAUACUGUUGUUAACAGAGUUCCCCUAUCCGAGGCUAUGGUUUCUUUGGUUAUGUCUUGUACGGAGGCCAGAAUGAACUCUGAGUUGCCCGGAGUGUUGACAGGAAUCUGCCAGAUUUUAAGGGCUAGAUCCGAGGAGUUGAGAGACGCAGUGAGAAAGCAUCUCGGAAGAAUUGCAGCUGGCUUGGGACCAAACUACUUGAAGUUUAUUUUCAAAGAGUUAAAAGGUGCGUUAACUAGAGGACCUCAAGUGCAUAUCUUGGGAUUUACGAUUCACUACUUGUUAGUAAUCAUGGAGAAACAGUUAAAGCACGGAGAUCUUGGUGAGUCGGCGGAUAUUAUUGUUGCUUCAAUUAUGGAAGAUUUGUUUGGAGAAGCAUCGGAAGAGAAGGAAGCCGAAGGUUACAGUAAUAAGACCAAAGAGAUCAAGCACAAUAAGAGUUACGAUACUGGCGAGUUGAUAGCUGAGAAUAUCAACUUGAAAGAGUUCUCACAUUUGCUUACACCUAUAAAGUACUUACUUCGUGAAAGGCUAUCAUUGAAAACUCAGAACAAGCUUGAUCAGUUAUUACGGAAUUUUUCUAUGGGUCUUGUCAAGAAUGAGGAAUCAAAGUCUAAGGACAUCAUAGUCCUUUGCUACGAACUCUAUAGCGAAGCUCUUCAGUUUGUGGAGGAGAAUAGUAAGAGAAAGGAGAAGCAAACAAAUGAGAAGGAGGAUUACUUCAUGGUUCAUCUUGAUGCUAGACCACAGAAAACAAAGGUGGAAUACUCGGCAUAUGUGAAGACGAUGCAGAAAUUCUCGUUUGAAUUGUUGAGGAUAAUGAUUAAUAAGCACGAGGAGUUGUUUAAAGUUGGCUACCUAACUGAGUUCGUUCCGAUUUUGGUGUCCAGUUUAGACUCCGAUGACGAGAGAGUCAUUAUAUCUGCUUUAAAGGUGUUAACUUUACUUGUGAAAAUGAAGUUUUCGGAGGAUGUAGAUGUGCUGUUUACUAGCGCUGCCAAAAGUGUGCUUAUAAUGCUCAAAGACAUGCCCAGUACCAACAAUGAAUUGGCACAGAACUGUUUGAAGUUUUUGAGUUCUGUGAUCAGAAACAAGGAGGACUUGCAGUUGAAGUCUUCUGCGUUAAGUUAUAUUUUGAAGAAGGUGGAGCCAGAUUUGGACGAGCCACAGAGGCAAGGUGUUGCGUUUGGAUUCUUGAAGAGCGUUAUUUCGAAGCAUUAUAUGUUGGCUGAAGUCUAUGAUACUAUGGACGUCGUUUCAAGAAUCAUGGUGACGAGCACGUUUGAGGAAAUCAGACAGGUCGCUAGAAGCGUUUUCUACACGCUUUUGAUGGAAUACGAUCAGAGUCGUGGAAGAUUGGAGAAGCAAUUCAGAAUUUUGAUUGAUAAUCUUCGAUAUCCUGCUCAGACAGGCCGAAUGUCAGUUAUGGAAUUAAUUCAUCUAAUUGUUAACAAGUCUGGGAAACAGUUAUUGGAGAAACUUUCUUCAUCCUUUUUUAUGGCUUUGGCAAAUGUGGCAAUCACAGAUGAUGCCCCUUCUUGCCGAAAGAUGGCAUCUGAGAUUAUUGCAUCAAUGCUUGUUAGAAUGAAGAAGCUGUCAAUUGAUCUGGAAUUUGUGAACAAGUUCACAGUUGCCUGGCUGAGGCAAAAUAAAAAUGCUCUUCUAACGAGAUGCGGUCUUAAUGUCUACAAACUAUACGUGAUGUCUUUGGGAUUCAAAGAGAAUCCUGAGUUGAAUGCCACUGCUAUUGAUUUGAUCACCAAAUCUUUGGGAUUGGCAAGAAAGCCAGACGAGAACGAGGAAGAAAGCAACGAGAGUAGCGAAGAGGUCAACUGGCAGAUGGUUUAUCUAUCAUUAUCCACUGUCGAGGAAUUGUACAACGUUGACAAAGCAGCUCUAUUUGGCACUGGAUUUGAAGAGAUAUGGACAUAUAUUGUUGAUGCAUUAUUGUAUCCUCAUUCUUGGGUGCGGCUUCUAUCUUCAAGGAUAAUUGGCUAUUUGUUGGAAGAAGUAGUGAGCAAUGCUGCUGAUGAAAUGGUGAAAUUUGAAAUUUCGGACUUGAUGCUACAAACGGUGGCCUAUCGUACUUUCCGACAGUUAGGUGCACCUAAUGUGUCGAAACAAGUGGCUGAUCAGGUGGCUAAGAAUCUCGUCGUUGUCUCGAAAAAAUGGAUCAGAGACGAGACUCCGUAUAUCGAGGCAAGCGCCCAUAAGGAAGUAGAUGUGGUGAGGCACUUUGAUAGUGCAUUUGAUUGGGCCAUCAACAGAUGUUCUGCGAUUUUGAAGAACGAAUCAAGACCAAAUAAAGAGAUGCUUGUUGCUAAGAAAGCCAUCAUUCAAUAUUGUGGUUUCUUGACAUCGGUAUUAACCGAGGAGAAGCUAGCAAAGAUGGCUAGCGAGCAGAUUCUCGUGCCUUUGAUCAAUCUUUCCGGGCGAUCCGUUCUCUAUGAAGACGAUGCCAAUAACUCGCUGCCGGAACUGGCCCAUAAGUGCAUGAGCUUGAUUUCUGAGAAGUUGGGUGUCUCAAACUACAACUUUCUUUACGCAGAAUCCAAAAGGAUUAUUAUGGAGAGAAGAAGUGAGAGGAAGACAAAGAAGGCCCAACUAGCUUUGAAUAACCCAGAGGCUUCGGCUAGGAGAAAGUUGAAGAAACAUAUGAAGUUUAGAAAGAAGAGGAAAAACAACAAGGACGAAAACGGUUUGUACAGACCAAAGAAGAAGAGAAGAAUGUAA
Molecule: messenger RNA, 7614 nt
Organism: Brettanomyces nanus
Lineage: Eukaryota; Fungi; Ascomycota; Pichiomycetes; Pichiales; Pichiaceae
Exons: 2
Coding region: 1-7614 (2537 amino acids)
Cellular component (GO): small-subunit processome; 90S preribosome; nucleolus
Source: RefSeq, a predicted model, not a curated record